CUCUUUACAUCUCUACUUCCAUUUUGUAACGGUGUCUGUUGUGUGGAGGAAGCAUUAUUGUUCGAACCAGGUAAAAUAAAACGUAAAAAUUGCUCCUAACGAUCCAAAAAUGAGUUACGGAAGGCCGCCGCCUCGUAUUGAUGGUAUGGUAUCGUUAAAAGUCGACAAUUUAACCUACCGAACUACUCCAGAUGAUUUACGACGCGUUUUCGAAAGAUGCGGAGAAGUAGGUGAUAUUUAUAUUCCAAGAGAUCGCUUUACAAGAGAAAGCAGAGGUUUUGCUUUCGUAAGGUUCUAUGACAAGAGGGAUGCCGAGGAUGCGUUAGACGCCAUGGAUGGACGUAUGUUAGACGGAAGGGAACUGAGAGUUCAAAUGGCUAGAUAUGGAAGACCUACUUCACCUCAUCGACGAUACGGGCGUCGCCGAAGGGGCAGCAGAAGAAGUCGAUCCAGAUCACGCCGUAGAUCUUUCAGUAGAAGCAGAUCUCGUUCUGAUAGCAAGAGCUCUAGAGGACGUUCUAGAUCGGCUUCAAAGGAUGAUAAAGAACAUUCAAAGUCUGUCAGUAAAUCUCGUUCAAGAUCAAGGUCUUAGGUAUUGCAGAAGGUGUAGGAGUGCAGUGCAGUUAAUUUUGUGGCUGCUCUCUAAGGUAUUUAUUUAAAAUUACCACCUUUGACCCAAGCAACCUCUUUAUUUAAUAAUAUAAUUUUUCUUAAAACAAAAUUUGAUGUUAGUUUUCAAAAUUAAAAGCGCAAUUUUCACUAUGUCUCAUUAGAUUAUAUGGAUAAUUAUAAUUUGUUCAAUUUCGUUUUAAUAGAAGAACAAUUUUAAGGAAAAUUGUAGAUUUUAGCUAUAGAACGAAAUUUAUUUGUAAAAUUGAUUAACAAUUUAUUUUAUUUGACCGAUGUAAACAAAAUACUGAGUAACUGAAUUGUAUCUUGAAAUUUUUUCCAUAAAAGUUGAAAUGUAUUUGUUUUCAUUUAUUUUUUUUUUUAAAUAAAAGUAGGAAUCGAUAAAAAAAUUGAACAUUCAUGACUCUACAGCUAUUUUAGUAAAAUAAUUCUACAAUACUGCCAGUCAAAAUUCAAAUUAAUAAUGGGGUGUCUCAAAUAAACAUUUUCAAUCAAUGAGGAUUAAGUAACCCAAGAAGUUAUUAACAUAUAGAGAAAAAUUCGCUUUUUGAGGUUAUGUUUUUAAAGUUUAAUCAUUUUGUGACUCCCUAAUGUGACUGUUUUUUAUAUUUAAAUUUGAUAACUUAUAAUGAAAACACUUUGUUUUUUUUUUUAAUAAUGAAGUUUGUGUCUUAUUUAUUGGUGAACUGUGAAAUUUAGAACAAAAAUGAGGGUAAAUACCAGAAACUGUCGUAGAAAGCAAUAAAUGAAAUCUUAAAGAAAUUAAUCAACUUUAUGUACCUCAAUUGUUUUUUUGUACUUUUUCAUAUUUUUUUUGUUCAACUUUCCAAAAGGGAAUCAAAUGGUAUUAUCUAGAGAAAGUUUUCCAACUAUUUCCAUCAUAAUCGAGUCAAAACAGGUAAAAAUAGCAAAAAAGCAAAAAAACAGAACCUAACCUAUAGAAGAUGUAGCCACUACCUAAACCUUUCUCUGUAAAAGAAGUAAACACAAUAAUUGGAAAUAAUCUGCCUAGAAAAGGAAGUAUUGAUAACUGUUAUCUACAAUGCACCCCUACAUCUAGGAUACUUACUCCCUGUCCCAAUGGAUAGCCGAAAUUAUCAUUCUCCCUAAAACUGGAAAAUCUGAUAGAUUUUACAGAUAUAUAUGUGUUCCCCGUGGCCUGAGCAAAUUAUUGGAAAAAUGACUACUAAUAAGUGUUGUGCCAUUAAUUAAAACAGAUAUAUGUUACCAAAUCAUCAAUUCGAAUUUAGACAACUAUCAAAUAAAUGCAGGUGUUUAAAAGCCUUGUAAAUCGUUCAGAAAAAUCAUAUAAAUUUUGAAAAACCAAAACUAAUGUAAUCAUUUCCUAUAUUUGAAAAAAAAAUAUAUUGGAGGUCCCUAAACUAAAAAUUACACUUAACAUUUUGGUGCAACUACAUCUGUACAUAGUGGUAAAUUCGAAUACAGUAGAUUUCAUUAUAGUGACGUUUCAAACAUAACCUAGAAAUUCGAAAUUUUAACAUCGAUUGAGUAUUCAGGGGUUAGUUGAUUCUCAUUGUUUUCAAUAUAAAAACUUGUUAAAAAUAAUGAAGUAUUAACUAAAAUCAGUUUAAUUAUCUUUACAUUAACAAGUUAGUGAAUUUUUCCAGGUAAAAUUAAAGAUUUUAAAAAUAUAUAUACUAUUAUCGAAUUAUAAUUUAAUAUACAAAACUUAUUUACAAUCCUGAAAAUAUUUUUCUAUAUUCAAAUUUUGUAUUUCACUAAUUGAAUAUAUUUUUAAUUUUAAUAAAUAAAUCGAUAGAAAUAUUGCUUGGUUAAAUUUACUAGCUGAUAUCCACUAGAAGAAACGAAAAAAUUUUUUUACUAAUGAAUUUUAUGUGCACAGCAGGCUGGCAGAGAGUAGCUGUUGCUGUUUUGGUGUAAUGCUGUAGCUGUUAUGGCGGCCAAAGCAAAGAGCGAGAGUGUAUGCGGUGUAGCGGUACAAUAAGGGCGGUAGAAAGCGGGUUGUACGAGUUAGAAAGAUAGAGAGCGCGUAAACAAACAUUGCUGGUCGAUACCUGUAGCUGUUUGCCGUUAAAAAAAAUAAAUAAAUAAAUACAGUCGUUGCGAGAUGGUGCGGCUGCAUUUGAAAAUGAAAAUUUACUAAACAAUAAUACGAGGGUAUAGAAGAAAAUCGAAAUCCCUAUUUUGUUCCAAAGCCGAGGUGGCUCAAAUAUAAACCGGAAUUUUUGAAUAAACGCGCGGAAAAUUUAGUAUCGUAAAAGUGGCAGCACUGGAUAUUAGACUGAUCUGUUACAGAGCUUUUAGAACAGACGGGAACCCUUAACCUCACUUUUUACUGUACCGAUAGUCUCGAGCGAGAACGCAUCAUUAUUCGUAUUUUUGAAGACCGAUGCAGAACUAUACGCGAUAUGGCUGAAGAAUUAGCAAAAUUUCAGCCAGGUGGGUGCCAAAACUUCGGAAUUUUUAGCAGAUAUUCACUACUUUUCUCUUCCACUUGAGGUUGAAUCCGUUAUACUUUAGAUCUACAGACACUUUCCUCAAAAGGAAAAGUUUGGGUGAUGAAUACAUAAGUAUUCGAAAGCUCGGAAGUAUAUUAGAGUUAGUACACUUUUGUAUUUAAUUAUGCCACAAUCUCACUACAAUAACUCUUAUUCCGUUCCGGAUUUCUAUCUUUCGGAGAUGGUUAUAGCCUUGUGACUUUUACUUAUUUGGUUUAUCGAAAGAGGCACUUGGCGGACUGCAAUUCGAAAGUUUCGAUUCGUUUAAGUGAAAAGUCGAAAAAUUGUCACGAAAGCCUCCGUAGAGGUGGCAAAAAUGUAAAUUGUGAUAUCUAGAAAAACUGUAAAUAAAUUUCAGCUCUGCUGCAAUAAAAUUUUUUAUAGCAAGCUUCCGGUUUAUAUUUGAACCACCCUUUCAAUUCUCUAUCAACAAUUAUGAAAUUUACAAUCUCCUUGUGUACAAAUCGUCUUUUAACAUCUUAGGGUUUUUGUUAUUUUUGGAUAUACCCUCGUAGAAUGAAAGCCGUGACCAUGGAUCAACCCUCGUAGAAUGAAAGCCUUGAUCAAGGAUCAACCCUGAUCUAAUAAGUAAUAGUUUUGUGCUGUGGUUACGUCAUAAUGAGUAAGUAUCUAUGAUAACGUUGAAAAAUUUUGAGGUUAGAAAAUUUUAGUUCCCAAGCGGGCGGAUUUAGAAUAAACAAUUGGUAAAUUUUGAAGUGAGUAAAUUUGAAAGGUAGGUAAGCACGUGAUUUAUAGGUGAGCAUCGUCGCGUAUCGGUGUUUUUCUAUAAACAAUUUGUUCGAACAAAUUUUGGAAGUAAUGGUAAAAAAAAAUGUUUUGAGUAAUCCGAGCUUUUUAACAAUUUCACCUACCUUGAAAUUCUGGAAACUCCAUUUAUAUGACUGGCAAAAUUUUGAUGCGAGGAAGCUACACUGCUCUACAAAUAAUGGUAAUACAGGUGUAUCUCAAAAUAAAAUGAUCAUCUUGGGGAAAAAUUGUUUUAUUCUAACAAAAAUUUCAUUUCUAAUGAAAGAAUUAUUUAUAGAAAAAAAAAUAUUUCAAUCCAUAGGUAUGAAAUUUUUCUUUUGGUGCUUUAAUAUGCAAACUUUUCAAAUUCCACCCAUAUUUUUGUCUUGGAUUGUAGGAUAUACGACAGAUGUCUAAAGUUUUGGUGCUUAAAUUUCAUCGUUUUUCAUUUUCCCGGAGUAAAUUUUCAUUUAUACGCAUCUCACUCAAAGCCAUGCCAAAAUAAAUUAAAUAACCAUUUUUCCACCUUUUCAAGCGACCUCUGCAGGGCAUUGUAUAUUUUCCGCGCACAGUGUCUAGUAUGACACAUUUUGUAGGUGUCCAUUGCAUCCCAUUUGACACAUAAAACUUGUCGACGGUAAUGGCCUGACAGACCGAGAGGGAUUGGACCGAAAGAGGAUACAUUCGUGGAAAACUUGAGUUUCCAUCGAUAUUAUCCUGGGAAAACGAGAUUUUCCAAAAUAAAAUGUCCUGUCGCGAUUUUCUGAAUGCUAUGUCAAAUUCCGAAUCGGCUUAGGGAUAGAUUGUCGUUCGUGAGUAACUAACCCCUCCACCGCAACAAUUUUGAGAGCGCGCGUACGAUCGGUUUCUAAACUGAUUAGGAAUUUGAUCGGCAAACAAAGCUUUCCUCAAGUCGCACUCCUCUUUACCCCCCCUAACGUUUUUGUAGAGUUUGUGUAAUAAAGAAUUUAAA
Molecule: messenger RNA, 4830 nt
Organism: Diorhabda sublineata
Lineage: Eukaryota; Metazoa; Arthropoda; Insecta; Coleoptera; Chrysomelidae
Gene: SC35
Product: serine/arginine-rich splicing factor 2
Exons: 4
Coding region: 110-592 (160 amino acids)
Molecular function (GO): RNA binding
Source: RefSeq, a predicted model, not a curated record